CUUCUCUCUAACCUCCACAACAACAUCGCCGCACCACCUCAGACAGGCAAAAUGUCAGUUACUCUCCAUACGUCGCUAGGCGAUAUCAAGAUUGAAGUCUACUGCGAAAGUGUGCCCAAGACGGCCGAGAACUUCCUUGCCCUCUGCGCAUCGGGCUACUACGAUCAAUCACCCUUUCACCGCCUUAUCCCCAAGUUCAUGACCCAGACCGGAGCUCCCGCGACACCGAACCCCCCCGAGAACCCCAAGGGCGGACGCAGCAUCUGGGGAGGCGCGUUCGAGGACGAGAUUCGACCCGCGCUGCGACACGGCGCGCGAGGUGUCGUGUCCAUGGCCAACAAGGGACCCGGCACGAACGGCUCGCAGUUCUUCAUCACCUUUGACAAGGCACCGCAUCUGGACGGCCUCAACACCAUCUUUGGGCGCGUCAUCGGAGACGAGGGCCUGGCGACCUUGGCCAAGAUGGAGGCUGUCGAGGUUGAUCGGAAGAACAGGCCCAAGGAACCCAUCCGGAUCGAAAAAGUUACGAUCCACGCCAAUCCGAUUGCUGGCUGA
Messenger RNA from Fusarium falciforme, 555 nucleotides. RefSeq names its product Peptidyl-prolyl cis-trans isomerase. Bases 52 to 555 code for a protein of 167 amino acids. NCBI's taxonomy places the organism in Eukaryota, Fungi, Ascomycota, Sordariomycetes, Hypocreales, Nectriaceae. The transcript has 2 exons. Gene Ontology annotation, biological process: protein folding; protein peptidyl-prolyl isomerization. Gene Ontology annotation, cellular component: catalytic step 2 spliceosome. The record is from RefSeq and is a predicted model, not a curated record. Gene Ontology annotation, molecular function: peptidyl-prolyl cis-trans isomerase activity.